Molecule: messenger RNA, 8097 nt
Organism: Symbiodinium sp. CCMP2592
Lineage: Eukaryota; Dinophyceae; Suessiales; Symbiodiniaceae
Source: the annotation of a GenBank genome assembly
AUGCGGUCUGCAGUCCCCUUGCUGGGCCGCAGAGUGUUGCCCAUCUCACGCGUGCGGUGUACAGCACCGGCGAGGACUUGCAAGCGUAUGGCGACAGACGGCAAGCAGAGCACGGCGAGGAGAGACCUGCUCCAGCAGAUUGAAGCUGAUGUGCAGAAGAAGUGGGAGAAGCAGAAGAUCUUCGAUUGCAAUGCUCCUGACAGCACCAGCGAGAAGUUCAUGUGUACUUUCCCAUAUCCGUACAUGAAUGGCCUGCUACACAUCGGCCAUGCUUUCUCCUUGACGAAGGCAAUCUUUGCCGCGCACUUCAAUCGCUUGCUUGGAAAGAAGGUCUUAUUCCCUUUCGGCUUCCAUUGUACAGGCAUGCCAAUCCAGGCUGCAGCCAACAAGCUGGCGAGGGAGUUCGACGUGUACGGCAAGCCAUAUCCAAUCUUUCCGCCCGGACGUCCGCAGCCCAAGGAGUCGUCGCCCGACGUCAUUGAGAUCGAUGAUGACGGCGUCACCAUGCAGUGGAAGCCCCCAGCAUCCACGGGCAAGAAGGCAGUCAAAGAGUAUGUCGUGCACAUGAAGGUCCAGGAUCAAGACUUCAAGGUCGUCAAGAAAAUGCCACCCCCGAGCCCUGAGGAACUCAAGGCGGCUGGCAACAAAGUCCGGACGGUUCUGCCCAUCGAGAGUGGAGGUUGCAUCUACAAGGUCGUCGCCGUCUUGGAGGAUGGCUCAUCAUGUCCUCCCAGCCCAGAGUCAGAUCAAGUUUCUGUUGAUGCAGCACCCAAAGACAAGAAGAGUGGCGCUGCAGGUGGAAAGCGUGUGGCAAAGAAAAUUCUGGCCAAGAGCGGUGACGCGGCAUUCCAGUACGAGAUCAUGAAGGCAAUGGGACUGUCUCCUGAAGACAUUCCCAAGUUCGUUGAUCCUUCAUACUGGCUGCAGUAUUUUCCGCCUCUGGGUGUCCGUGAUCUGAAACGCCUGGGCACGCCGGUCGACUUCCGCCGAUCGUUCAUCACGACAUCUGCAAACAGCUUUUACGAUAGCUUUAUCCGUUGGCAAUUCAGGAAGCUGAAGCAAUCCGAAAAGAUUGGAUUUGGAAAGAGACCGACGAUUUACAGUGAGGUGGAUGGACAGGCAUGCAUGGACCACGAUCGAGCAGAAGGCGAGGGUGUUGGACCCCAGGAGUACACUGCCAUCAAGAUCGAGCUACUGGAAUGGACGGACAUGAUGAAAAAGUUCUUUGCAGAAGGGAGCAAGGUUUUCUUGCUGGCAGCGACCCUGAGGGCCGAGACCAUGCCUGGACAGACCAACUGCUGGAUUCUGCCUUCUGGGCAGUACGGAUGCUACAAAGGUCCUGGCUUGGAAGUCUAUGUGUGUUCGCAUCGAGCUGCUCGCAAUAUGAGCUUUCAGGAUAUCUUGCAGCCCUGGGGCAAGCCCUACUGCUACAUGGAGGUUUCAGGUCAGGAGCUUUUAGGAAAGAAGGUCAAAGCUCCAACCACGAAGUUCGACCACGUCUUCGUGCUGCCGCUGCCUACGAUCAAGAUGGACAAGGGAACCGGCGUCGUCACCAGCGUCCCGAGUGACUCACCUGAUGACUAUGCUGCCUACAUGGAUCUGAUGAAGUCAGACAAGAAGCGAGAGUUCUUCGGAGUGAAGAAGGAGUGGGUAGUGCCCUUCAACUUGAUCCCCAUCAUUGACGUCGAGAUCGAUGGCGAAAUUCGGAGCAUGGCCGCACAGUACAUGUGUGAGAAGCUGGGUGUGCAGUCCAUCAACGACCGGGUGAAGCUAGCAGAAGCUCAUGACACCUGCUACAAGCUGGGCUUUGACAAAGGUGUUAUGUCGACUGGGCCUUUCAAGGGUCAGCCUGUCAAGAAAGCCAAAGUCGAGUUCAGAAACGUCAUGAUUCAGGCAAAGCAAGCGUUUACGUACUCAGAGCCAGAGAAGAAGGUAGUUUCAAGAUCGGGUGAUGAGUGCGUGGUGGCUGCAAUUGAUCAAUGGUACUUGAAGUAUGGUGAAGAGUCUUGGAAAGGACAGAUUGAGGGCCAUCUGCAGAGCUCCAACUUUGUCAGCUACAACGAUCGCAUCAAGGAGUCGUUCGAGGAUGCAAUUGGCUGGCUCAAAGAAUGGGCAUGCAGUCGAUCCUUCGGGCUGGGCACGCAGGUACCUUGGGACGAGCAAUUUGUCAUCGAGUCACUGUCAGAUAGCACUAUUUACAUGGCUUACUACACGGUGGCACAUCUGCUCCACGGAGAGGACAACUUGGAUGGUGGGCAGGGGAGUCCAGCCAAGAUUCAGGCUGAGGAUCUUACUGACGACGUGUGGGAUUUUGUUUUCCUCAACACGCCUUUGCCGAAGAAGACUAAGAUUCCUCAGAAGACACUGGAGAAGAUGCGGAAAGAGUUCAGGUUCUGGUACCCCAUGGACCUGAGAGUAUCCGGCAAGGAUUUGAUUCAGAAUCAUUUGACUAUGGCUCUGUACAACCACGCAUGCGUUUGGGAGAAGGAGCCCGAACUCUGGCCGAAGAGCUUCUUCUGCAACGGCUGGUUGUUAGUCAACAACGAGAAGAUGUCCAAAUCGAAGGGAAACUUCUUCACAGUGGAGGAGAUCAUCAACAAUUACUCUGCGGACACGGUCCGCCUUGCAAUGGCAAACUCCGGCGAUACACUGGAGCCAGCAAAUUUUGACCAGACAGUGUGUAACAAAGCAGUACUCACUCUGGCGGUCUUUUUGGAGACCAUGAAAGCACUCGUCAGCGGCAGCGAGCCGCUUGAUGCAGGUAGCGAGAAUACGCGUUUCGUGGACAAGUGGUUUGCCAACGAAAUGAAUCGCCUGGUGUUGGAGAGUAAGAGAUUCUAUGAGACGAUGUACUAUCGGGAAGCUCUACGCACAUGCUACUUCGAGUUCACGUCCGUUUUCGAUCAGUAUCGUGACAUUUGCAAAGCUGCCAGCUGUCGGCCCAACAAAGCUUUGACCAUGCGGUAUCUGGAAUGGCAAAUGAUAACACUGUCACCAAUUUGCCCGCACUUCUGCGAGCACGGUUGGUCCACCGUCCUUGGAAAGACGGGAUCGGUGUUGGACGCGAGGUUUCCAGCUCCGACAGCUCAAGUGGACACUUCCCUGUCCAAUCAGGGCGACUACAUGUUCAACAAGGUGCCCCACGACUUCAUCAAGCUGCUGGAGAAAGCAACCAAAGCCGGGACGGCAAAGUCUGCCGUUGUCUAUGUUGCAAAGGAGUUCCCUGACUGGAAGAAGACAGUCUUAGCGAAGCUCAGGUCGCGACAUGGUGCCGGCAAGUUACCCCUGGUGUCUCAGGAAGACAUGAAGGCGAACCCGGAAGCCUCUGCGCAGUGGAAGGAAAUCAUGACAGAGUUGAUGCAGGACGCGUCGCUGAAACCCUUCGGCAAGCAUCUGGGGCCCUUCGCUGCUUUCAAACGAGACGAGGCUGCUGCAUUUGGAGCGAGUGCCUUAGAUGCAUCCUUACCGUUUGAUGAGCUGGCCCUGAUUGCCGAGAACGUGCCAUACUUGCAGCAGAAGUUGCAGGUGCAGGUGGAGGUGUGCUCAGCCGAGUCCGCCAAACCUGACCACAAGGAUGCAGCUGGUAACUCACAGCCUGGGAAGCCCGGCAUCCACUUCGAAAUUGAAAGCAGCAAGACAGGUGGUGGUGGAGGUAAAGCGAAACCAGCAGAGAAGGCAGAGAAGGCGACCAACGGCAAGGCUGCGCCAAAGGCUGCAGCCAAGGCUGAAACCAUCAGUGACCUCAGAAAGCUGAACGAGCACCUCAGCACAAGGCUAGCGAUUCGUCGCAUGGCCAGAUGUUUGUGCAUUGUGCUUGCUCUUGGCUCUCUGGUGGUUCCUCUGCCAUCUCAGACGAUUUAUGCAAGAAAGGAGAAGCUUGUAGAGAGCCGCUUCAUUGUGCGUUACCCGGAAGGGUCAGGGGAGAGGCUCAAUGAGUACGUGGCACGUUUGGAGAACAUUCCUGGCAUCCGCAGGGCUGAUGCAUUGAGACGCUUGGACAUGGCUGUGGUGGUUUGCGAGGCCGGUGCUGACGAAGAUUCUGUUUUGCAGGCCAUCGAUGCAGACAAGGAUGUGGAGCUUGCAGUUCCGGAUUCCUGGGUCUACGCAUUUGGUGCUGAUGCACAGAUGUGCUCUGCAAAUCCCGGCUGCCGCGCCUUGAACUUGCAAGGCAGCUGCUGCCCAGCCUCGGUCCACGGCGGCUACAUUACGGUGUCGCACUUCGGGCGUGUGGGUUGGCGAGGGAAGAAGACAGAUCCAGAUGCACAAAUCCAACUUGAAGCACAUCCAGAUGGUUAUGUGUCGCUGCGCUCCAGUCAUGGAACAUACCUUGUGACAAGUCCAUCUGGACAUCUGGUGGCAUGGCAUCGCGGACAUCGAGACGCUGAUGAUUGGGAAAAGUUCAAGCUUAUUUACAACACCGAUGACACAAUUUCCCUUCGCAGCAAGGUGUCCGACAAGCAUGUCAGUCGGGACAAUUCUACCUCAGACAUGCUUUCAGCCACAACGGAUAGAGUUGAGAUAAGUGAGCGGUUUAUGGUCACCAUGACUCAUGGCAAAGAUACCCUGGUUCCCAAUGACCCACGGCUUUCGAAGCUGUGGGCCAUCGAUCACUUUGGUGAUCGUGACAUGGACGCAGUUGAGGCAUGGAAAAUGUCUUCGCGGUCAGUCAUGGAAUCAGCACAGCCUGUUGUGGUUGCGGUCAUUGACACCGGAAUUGACUACACGCAUCCGGAUUUGCAGGAGUCCAUGUGGGUCAAUCCAAACGAAAUUGCUGGCAAUGGCAUUGACGACGAUGGAAACGGCAUUGUGGAUGAUGUGCAUGGGGCAGACUUUGCAAACAACGAUGGGGAUCCCAUGGAUGACCAGAUGCAUGGAACCCAUUGCGCGGGCACCAUCGCUGCCACUGGCAACAACAGCAUUGGAAUUGCCGGAGUUGCGUGGCAGGGCGUCCGUCUCAUGGCCUUAAAGUUCCUAACGUCAACAGGUGGAGGCCGCACAUCCGAUGCCGUGAAGUCGUUGAACUAUGCAGUUGCCAUGGGUGCCCAGAUCCUGAGCAACUCUUGGGGUGGUAGUGGCUCAUCUUCUGCUCUCCGAGUGGCCAUCGAGAGGUCCGAGCAUGCUGGAGUGCUCUUCAUGGCAGCUUCCGGCAAUGACGGCCUGGACAAUGAUGAGGUGCCGAAUUUCCCGGCAAACUACCCCAACGAAAACAUCAUAUCUGUGGCUUCAACCACGCAGAAAGGAGACUUGUCUGCCUUCUCCUGCUAUGGCAAAACCACGGUAGAUGUUGCUGCUCCGGGAAGCGACAUCUACUCGACCAUACCGGGCGGAGACUAUGCAUCGCUCAGCGGCACAUCCAUGGCGACGCCACACGUCAGUGGCUUGGCCGCUCUAAUUUGGCUCUACCGGCCCGAGCUGGCGGUGAGUCAGGUCAAGGACAUCAUCCUUCGCUCGACGGUUCCAGAGAAGAGUUUAGAGAACGCUUGCGUGACGGGUGGUCGGAUCAAUGCUCGCCGUGCCAUGGGCCUGGCUUCGAUUUACCCAGCACCAAGGCCUCCAAUCCAUGCACCUAAACAGGUUCGUUUUGCUGACACAAACCCCGGUGUUGGCCGCAUCGGUGGUAGUGUCAUCAUAUCUGCCCCCGACGAUCAAAGCGACAUCGAGUACUAUGGUGUGCACUUCCUUUCCUCGGCUGGUGUUCUCAUGGAAAGCAUCGGACAAGCCAAUGUCUCCGGCCAUAAAACUUUGAGCAUCAAGUUGGACAACUUGACGAUUCCAUUGUUUGCCAAGGGCAUGGCUGCGGUUGCAGCAAACAGUAGUGGGAGGAUGCCAGUCACAGCAGCUGCGGUGUUGGAGAUUGAGGACUACGGCGUUCCCGAGGCUGGCCCAGAGGACGUGUCAUUCGGUGGUGACGCAGAUCCAGUGGCCGGCAAAGUGGGCGGCAGCAUCAAGAUCCGUCGGGCAUGCAAUGAGAGAACCGUAAGCCACUACAACAUCUAUUGGCAGCAUGCUUCCGAGCGUGGCGAUCUGCUUGGCUCGGUUCCAGCAAUUGGAUAUCUCUCCCCUUCAUGCACAGGUGACUGCUCGCUGCUGAACAUGAGCUAUGAGAAUGGAAAGCACCUCUAUCACCGUGAUGCUUACGGCAACAACGAGCUCGCAGUGAUUACCUUCAGUGGCCCUGCCACUGUGAAAAUCACAAGCUUCUUGACGGAAAGCUACUACGACUACCUGGAAAUUGCCGGAACACAAAUAAGUGGAACAGACCUGGAGCUUCCCAAAGUCAUUCAUGUGCCAAGGGGAGAUCAGACACUCACGUGGCUCAGUGACCACAGCGAGGGCGAAGGUGGCUGGAGCCUUGAGUUAUGGCAGGAUGGUGAGGAAGCACGAUUUUCCCUGCCAACCUCGAGGGUUUCAAGCGCUGAUAUUAAAGUCGUUUCGGCCUAUGGCCGGACAGAGCUCUCCUCAGAGGCCAUGUCCUGCCCGAUUAAUGACUUUGAUGCAAACUCCAUGCCCCCCUCCAGAGCCUACUUGCCCGAUUCGGUGGAGUUCAAUGAUGAAAACGUGGAGGAAGGCGUCAUUAGCGGAGCAAUCACGUUGAGGCUGCCCGAGGUUCGUCUGCAAGGCAUCGUCUCGUCCUAUCGUGUGCUGCUCGCUGACAAGGCCGGUGUCGAAAUCCCAGGUUUCAGUUGGACCAAAGACCUGGGCCACGAGAGCACCGACAGAGAUACUCUGCAAGUACAGUUGCCUGGAGAAGGCUUGCAAGUGCCAGAUGCGGCUGCUUCCGUAGUUGUACAUGCUGUGAAUCCGUUCGGGGUGAGCGCGGCGACUAAAUCUACGAAGCUCAUGGACAUUGUCCGAAGUGUGCCGGUCUUUGCCAACUUUUCUGGCGAUGAAGACCCAGUCGAAAACCAAAUCAAGGGUACCGUGACCAUUCUGCCAGCUGCGAAUCCAAAAAACAUCAUUGCAUACACGGUUUAUCUCUCCACCGGCCAUGAGAAAGUAUCUUUGAUUGGACGGGUAGCGGCAAGAAAACCAGGAGUGGUGCGAUAUGCUUUGCAUGCAGCCUUCAGACCUGGACAGAGUCUCAUGGUCGUGAGUUCGUAUGCAGACAAGGAUAUGGAGCAUGGUGUCGUUAUCGCUGUUGAGGAUUUUGUCGAAUCCUUUGCUGGCUACGGUUGGUACGGUUGGGGGGGAUAUGGAGACAGCACUGGGAACUCAGGGGUCGCUGGCGGCAACCGUCGAUUGGACAGGGGCGGAAGGGUUCAGGAGCCAUGGCUGAAGCACGAUCGUAAACCUGGCGCAGGUGAUGUUCAACCGCUUUGGUCUGCAACCGACUCGCGAACCCUUCCGCUUCCUGUCUCAAACGCGGGUCGCAUGCCUCUUGGCAACAGGCAAGGCAUUUUUGGCACCGUCACAAUUCCGGGCUUUCUUAAGCCGAUCAAACUGCAGACCGACGGCCAGGAUCAGUUUGUUCCACCCAGCGUCCGAGAGAGACGGAUUAUUGCUGAAGUGUUGUCCGAGUCGCUGCCUGGAGUGCAGCAUGGACAAGUCAAGCUUACAUUAGGACGUGCCUUUAAAGAUGCUUCCACUUUGCCUGGAGUGGGCUCUGAUCAGCCAGCCGUACGGGUGAUGCCGGGGGCAGCGAGCCUUGUGGUUGACUUCGAAGUCCUCGCACCCCACCUGGAGCCAGAGGCCUUGCAGCAAUUCUUUGAUCGGGUGGAGGCCAAGCUGAUACUGCUCAGCAGCGGAGGAGCAGCAACUGCUCGCCUGUCAUCUGCAUUAGCUAAACGCUUGGAGCCGUUGGGGUACCAAUUUGCCGCAGGCUUUCGAGUCUUCAUGGGGGAGCCACAGCAAGUAACGCCAAAAAUGCAACCAGGUCGCCUGCUUCAGGAGGCCCAUGAAAUCGGGGAGGCGUCCAAGAAAGAACAUGUACAGACAGCUUGGACAACAUCCGCUCUUGUGUUCUUGAUGUCCGUGGCUGGAUGGGCGGCUUUUCUGGCAAUGGCCGUGGGCCGCGCCAGACGAAUUAAAAAUGGGAGUGAAGCCGACACAGCCUUGGAAUCUGUACAAGUCCACAACGCUGACAGGGCAACCGGCUGA